Nezara viridula (southern green stink bug) is the source of this 1035-nucleotide messenger RNA. Lineage: Eukaryota; Metazoa; Arthropoda; Insecta; Hemiptera; Pentatomidae. The record is from the annotation of a GenBank genome assembly.
UUUCACAUCAAACUAGAUAUAAGUUAAGAAUAAAAUCUCCGACAGUCUCUCGAAUUUAACAUUUAGUUAAAGGUACGUUAAGUUUGUGUAAAAUUAGAAAGGCAGAGUUUUUCUCUUCCUCUAUAAGAUGAAGAUACCGGUCAUUAUGUUUUUGGGUUUACAUGUAGUUGCAGCAAGCAGAUAUGGCCAAAGCUCAUGCAGUUGUAAAUCAGCGAAUUUGAAUAUCAUUAACGGGACCGUGGCAGCCGAGGAUUCCCACCCGUGGGCAGUAGCUCUCAUGUCCAGGGGCUGGGGCGUGGAUUAUUACCUGUUUUGCGGCGGGAGCAUCAUCACACCCAGGCAUGUCUUGACUGCAGCUCACUGCCUCAAUCGGAAUCGGGCCUACAACGUCUGGAUCGCUGCUGGGCAACAAAAGAUAAGUCAAAUAAAGAAAGAAAAUUUGAUUCCAUCAAAACACUUAUUCGUUCAUGAACAUUAUAAUCCAACGUAUGUGCUUAAUGACAUCGGUCUGGUGUUGACACAAAGAAAAAUACAAUUUACGCCAACAGUUAGACCAAUCUGCCUUCCAAAUACCAAGUUGGAACUUGCGGAUCUUGGUGCAAAGGUAACUGUGGUGGGUUGGGGUAUGACGUCUAUUAGCGAUCCCUCAACCUCGGACGAACUUCGUCAGGUGGAGCUCGAUGUUCUACCUUUGGAGGAGUGUGUUAGAUCAUAUCCGAACUUGUUCUUUGAGAAUCAGUUGUGCACGUACAUGGAAGGGAAGAGUCCGUUUAGAGGAGAUUCUGGAAGUCCAGUAAUCUGGAAGAGGUCCGAAAAUAGAACGCACGUAAUACAGGUUGGCCUAGUGUCAUUGGCUGACAGGAAAGCCCGUCGACCCUCUGUGCAGACUGAUGUCACCGCUUUCAUAGACUGGAUAGAAGACAUGGUCGAGGAAACCACACCAAACUACAGGAUUUGCACUGGAAAAUGAUGUAUAAAAGAAUUAUAAUUUGCUUAAUAUUUUAAUUAUAAAUGUGAUACCUAAUAAACGUAUUU